This is a messenger RNA of Ricinus communis (castor bean), 664 nucleotides long. Its product is annotated as transmembrane protein 256 homolog. Bases 167 to 502 code for a protein of 111 amino acids. Lineage: Eukaryota; Viridiplantae; Streptophyta; Magnoliopsida; Malpighiales; Euphorbiaceae. The transcript is spliced from 5 exons. The record is from RefSeq and is a predicted model, not a curated record.
CAUCAAAACUAACGCACAAAUUUUGAGAGCCCGUUUUAGAAACAGAAAACUUAGGCCCAUCAGAUUCCACGUCGUAUAUGUACUGAUGAAUCAAGUUCAGGUCUCGAGUCGCUUGACCUUUUGAUUGUUUUCAUUGGAGAAUCCAGGAAGAGAAAGAAAGAAGACCAUGGAAGCUUAUACUUGGCACAAAGUAGCUGCUCUUUCUGGAGUAGCAGCACUUGGUUUAGGUACUUAUGGUGCCCAUGUUUUCAAGCCUCAAAAUCCUGCUUACAAAGAGGUUUGGCAAACUGCAUCUCUAUAUCAUCUUGUUCAUACUGCUGCUCUUGUUGCUGCCCCUAUCACCAAACGCCCCAACAUUUUUGGGGGCCUUUUGACAGCUGGGAUUCUUGCUUUCUCUGGGACGUGUUAUACUGUUGCAUUACUUGAGGACAGAAAGUAUGCUACCUUGGCUCCAUUUGGUGGCUUUGCAUUUAUUGCUGCUUGGGCAAGCUUGCUUUUCUGAGGAAGGAACUUCCUGAAAUAGAGAGAGAAGCCUGUAUCUUUCUCUGUGUUGUGCCUGUGGCAUUUAUGAUUCAAUUGCUGCAAUUUGUUUGAUGCCGUGUAAAUUAAAGAAAUGAUUCUUGAUAGUUGAUGAGAGAUCCUGGCAUGGCCUGGUGAGUUUUCA